UUUAUCUUAAUAAACGGCCACUAAAAAUAACUGUUCACCUAAAUAGAUCAAAUCUUUUUCUUCACAUUUUAGUUAAAAAUUUUAUUCAAAAAAUGUAUAUCCCUCCACCACCACCACAAAAUACUACUUCAAACACCAAUUUAAAUUCAAUUAAUGUCAAUCCACCAAUUGAAUUAUUAGUCGAUGAAUUAUAUAAAUGUGCCCAUCCACCCCCUUCUUACAGUAAAGCUACAAGAAAUAACAACAAUUUAUCUACAAUUAGAAGGGCAUUAUCUGAAAAUCAACCAAGAGAAUUUACGUUUAUUUCUCCAUUUGGAGGUUCUUUAUGUAGAAUAUUUCCUUCUUUAUCAACAACAAAUAAUCCUCCAACAGAAGAAUCACCUCCAGUUUAUACUAGAAAUGUUUCAGAAAUUGAUACAAGGGAAUUUAAUUCAAAUAAUACAAAUUAUUGUUGUUGUAGAAGUAAAUAUAAAUUAAUUUUAAUUAAAAAAUCAUUUUAA
Messenger RNA from Meloidogyne enterolobii, 500 nucleotides. Lineage: Eukaryota; Metazoa; Nematoda; Chromadorea; Rhabditida; Meloidogynidae. The record is from the annotation of a GenBank genome assembly.